AUGAUCGCUACAGCGGCAAUUCCUAUGCACGGUAGAGUGGCCUUCACGUCUGUGAUGCAGCAGCAGCUGAGGAGCUUCAGUUCAUCCUAUACGGUUUGGCGUUGGGGAGCACCCGCCGGUUCGGGAGUAACCGGUGGCCCUGCAGUGGGAGAGGUUAGCAAGAUGCCUAUUAAAGUCCCGGAGUUGAGUGGAGUGUCGUCGGUCGAGAGCUUGGCAUGUGGAGGAGAGCACUCGGCUGUGGUAUGUGAGGGUAAGGUGUAUACCUUUGGUAGUAACAAGUACGGUCAACUGGCCAGAGAUAGUGCCUCUGGGGUAGUAGUUGAUGAGAAGAAGGGUGAUGUUGACGACGUUGCUGCUAUCGCGGAAAUCGAGGCAUUGACAGACUCCCAGGCUAGCAAGUUGGCCGCUGAUGUGUCCUGUGGUGCAUACCACACCAUGGUGAGGACGAAGGAUGGCGCAGUUCACUCGGCGGGCUGGGGAGGGAGUUGGUUCUCUGGCCAGGGUGCCUUGGGACUCGGUGAUAAGAAUAACAGAGACAGGUUUGAGGCUGUGCAACGUCUAUUGGAGCUGGGUGAGCGAGUGGAAGAAGUAUCUUGUGGGACGCAGCAUGUCAUGAUGCGAACUAAGUCCGAUCAUGUCUACACUUGCGGGAAGGGAGAGUUUGGAAUUCUGGGUUUGGGUGAUUCCUCGGACCAAGCGGAGCCCCAAAUGUUGGAGUAUUUCCAGGACAUGCUUGGAGAUGCUCAUAUCAAGAAGAUUUCAUGUGGAUCUAAUUUCUCAUUGAUUCUCGAUGAUGAGGGCAGACUAUUCGUCUUUGGUCGUAAUGACUACGGUCAGUUGGGGCUAGGAGAAGAGUCGAUGGGUGACAUGUACUCGGCUGAAAGAUAUCCCCGUGAAAUCCCAUGUUUGAAGCUGGAAGGCACGAAAAUUGUAGACGCUGUAUGCGGGGAGCACCACAUAGUGGCGGUAGCUAGCACUGGUGCAGUAUACUAUUGGGGUGAUCGGACAUGGCUGGAGCCUCACUCUGUUACAGUACCAUCUGAUUACGAGAACGGCAUUAAGGGCAUCAAGAAGCUCGCAGCUGGGACCAAGUACUCUUUUAUUUUGACGGAGAGUGGGCUUGUCUACAGCUGGGGUAAGAAGUCAUCCGGAUGCCUGGGGAGAGAUGAUGGGAAGACUAUGGUGGUCCCCACGUUGGUGCCGCCGAAGAUUUUUGGUAAUCAUCGUGUUGUGGAUAUUGAAGGAGGCAAGCAGAGGUGCCUGGCGGUGACCAGCGAUGACGAAUACAUCGCUCUCUCUGAGGAAGAGGCGGAACAAAUCCGUGAGACUAUUGUCGAGUCCAGUGGCAAGGCGUGCGAAGUGGUUGAGUACUCGAAAACGGAGGAGGAGCGUAGUCAAGGAGCUUGAGUCGAAGGACGAGUUACCUUCAAGUGGGAGGUGUAGAUCUUGGCCGCGUAACAGUUGUAAGACUUUGAUUAUGAUGUCGGUUUCU
This is a messenger RNA of Perkinsus marinus ATCC 50983, 1492 nucleotides long. RefSeq names its product UVB-resistance protein UVR8, putative. Lineage: Eukaryota; Perkinsozoa; Perkinsida; Perkinsidae. The record is from RefSeq and is a predicted model, not a curated record. Gene Ontology annotation, cellular component: cytoplasm. Gene Ontology annotation, molecular function: guanyl-nucleotide exchange factor activity. Bases 1 to 1407 code for a protein of 468 amino acids. The transcript is spliced from 17 exons.